AUGGGCGGACUUCGCGCGGUCGAGGACCGGCCCACGCCAAAGGAAGUGUACAACAGGCGUCUGUACACCGAGUCUCUCAUCAUUGCCAUGGGAUCUUUACUCUUUGGAUAUGACUCGGCAUUUAUUGGGACGACGAUUGCGCGCAAGAGUUUCGUGAAUGACUUUGAUAUCACCCCGGAGACGUCAAAGGAGACAUCGUCCAACAUUACUUCAGCCUUCCAGGCCGGCGCAUUGGGUGGUGCGCUUAUGUGCUUCUUCAUCACUGAAUAUGUUGGCCGCAAGUGGGCACUCAUCAUCAGUAACAUCGUCUUUCUUGCUGGCGCCAUCCCAAUGGUCGCUGCCACCAACGACCUCGCCUCGAUGUAUGCCGGCAGAGCACUCACCGGCUGGGGCUGUGGUGUUAUCACGGCCACGGUACCUUCUUACAUUGCCGAGCUGUCAGUCCCCUCAAUACGAGGUAUUCUCACAGGUCUCUUUGAGGUCACGUACCAGACAGGGUCUUUGAUUGGUUUCUGGAUCAACUAUGGCAUUAAUCAGAACAUGGACCCCAUAAGUUCUGCAUCGUGGCGUGUGCCGAUGGCUGUCCAGCUCAUUCCCUCCGGAGCCCUAUUGAUUGGCGGAUUCCUGCUUCAUGAGUCGCCCUUGUGGCUGUACCGCAAGGGCCGUGAAGAGAAUGCGAACAAGAACCUUGUCGCUUUACGACACUUGCCGAUUGACCAUCAAUACCUGCAAGAGGAGGUGGAAAUGAUCCGUGCCAGACUUGCUGAGGAGGCCUCGGUUGCGGCGACGUAUGGCGGUGGGUUCUACGCCUACAUCCGAGGAUCGCUGCACGAACUCUCACGGAAGGGAAUGUGGAACCGUUUACUCCUAGUCUUUUGCUCCUUUGCUUUGCAGAAUAUGUCUGGUGCUGCGGCUAUCAACUACUAUUCUCCCAUGCUCUUUGGCUCCAUUGGUAUCAGUGAUGUGGCCUUGUACACAGGUAUCUAUGGUCUUGUCAAGGCCGUGGCCUCCAUCAUCUUUUAUGGCGCGCUUAUCGACAUCUGGGGCCGACGGAGACCUACGAUCAUUUCAUCUCUGGCCUGCUCUCUCUGCUUAUGGUUCGUGGGUGCCUAUGUCAAGGUCGGCAACCCGGCCCCGAUCAUCGCGGCUGGAGGAGACCUUUCUGUCUCAACCGAGGCUGGUGGCCGCGCUGCUACAGCCGCCAUCAUGAUUUACUCAGUAUUCUGGUCCUUCGGUCUAAAUGGUAUUCCAUGGAUCGUCUCCGCUGAGAUCUUUCCCGGUGCUCUCCGCAAUUUGACUGGAACCUUUGCCGCUUUCACUCAGUGGCUGAUCCAGUUCAUCAUCACAAAAGCUCUUCCUUACAUCUUCAGUAGUCUUGAUUAUGGUGUUUGGUUCUUUUUUGCAUGCUGGAUGCUCACAGCCACCAUCUGGGCAUUCUUCUUCUUACCUGAAACGAAGGGGGUCACAAUUGACCAGAUGGAUAUUAUAUUUGGCUACGACGGGGAUCGUCGCACUCAAGCCCCCGCUCUGAAAUCUGAUGAUGCGAAGAGCGUGGAACAAGACGUUCGAGAAGUUGAUGAUGCGAAUUGA
Molecule: messenger RNA, 1590 nt
Organism: Colletotrichum orchidophilum
Lineage: Eukaryota; Fungi; Ascomycota; Sordariomycetes; Glomerellales; Glomerellaceae
Exons: 6
Coding region: 1-1590 (529 amino acids)
Biological process (GO): carbohydrate transport; transmembrane transport
Cellular component (GO): membrane
Molecular function (GO): carbohydrate:proton symporter activity
Source: RefSeq, a predicted model, not a curated record